This is a messenger RNA of Diospyros lotus (date-plum), 4518 nucleotides long. Its product is annotated as ABC transporter G family member 31. The coding region runs from base 61 to 4353 and encodes 1430 amino acids. The record is from RefSeq and is a predicted model, not a curated record. The transcript has 24 exons. Lineage: Eukaryota; Viridiplantae; Streptophyta; Magnoliopsida; Ericales; Ebenaceae. Gene Ontology annotation, cellular component: membrane. Gene Ontology annotation, molecular function: ATP binding; ATP hydrolysis activity; ABC-type transporter activity.
UCGAGAAAAAGAAACUUUCUCUUCAAGUCAUCGAUCGGAGAUAGGUAUAGAGACUAAGAUAUGGCGGCUUCUGACGGGAGCGAGUACCUAGAAUUGGAUGUGGAGGACGGGAACGAGACGUUCGUCAGGGCGUCGAAUGCGGAGUUGUUGAGGGAAGACGAGAACGAGCUUAUUUGGGCUGCGCUGGCCAGGUUGCCGUCGCAGAAGCGGUCCAACUUCGCGUUGUUGCGCAAGCCGGCCACGGAAAAGGACAGCGACGGGGAGAGGAUUGAGGCGGUCGACGUCAGGAAGCUAGGCCGCAGCGAUCGGGAGCUCGUCGUCAAGAAGGCAUUGGCCACCACCGAGCAGGACAAUUACAAGCUUCUCACCGCCAUCAAAGACCGUCUCGAAAGAGUUGGAAUAGAGGUUCCAAAAAUUGAAGUGAGAUUUGAGAAUCUGAAUGUCAGAGCGAAGGUUCAAGUUGGCUCGAGAGCUUUGCCUACUCUGGUCAAUAAUGUUCGAGACCAUAUUGAGCAUAUCUUGACUGGUCUGCAUAUAUUUCGCCCAAAGAUGCAUGACUUAACCAUAUUGAACAACAUCAGUGGGUUCGUGAAACCAGGAAGGAUGACACUGCUUUUGGGCCCCCCAGGCUCUGGGAAAUCCACAUUGCUGUUAGCUCUUGCAGGAAAACUUGACCCUACCUUAAAGAAAACUGGGAGUAUUACAUAUAAUGGCCAUAAGCUUGACAAAUUCUGUGUUCAGAGGACUUCGGCUUACAUAAGUCAAACAGAUAACCACAUAGCAGAACUAACCGUCCGAGAAACUCUGGACUUUGCAGCUAGAUGUCAAGGUUCUGGCGGAGGCAUUGCAGGAUUCAUGACGGACCUUACACGUUUAGAGAAGGAAAGGAAUAUAAGGCCAACUCCUGAAAUAGAUGCUUUUAUGAAGGCAUCGUCUGUUGGUGGUAAAAAGCAUAGCAUCUCGACGGAUUACAUAUUGAAAGUGCUUGGUCUUGACGUGUGUUCAGAGACGGUCGUCGGUAAUGACAUGCUUAGGGGUAUUUCAGGUGGCCAAAGAAAACGAGUUACUACAGGAGAAAUGGUUGUUGGGCCAAGAAAAACCCUUUUCAUGGAUGAAAUCUCCACUGGACUAGACAGCUCUACAACAUACCAAAUUGUCAAAUGUACACGGAAUUUUGUUCACCAAAUGGAAGGCACAGUUUUAAUGGCUCUUCUUCAGCCAGCACCUGAGACAUUUGAUCUGUUUGAUGAACUGAUAUUGUUAUCAGAUGGGUACUUGGUGUAUCAAGGUCCUCGAGAGGAAGCCUUAGAGUUCUUUGAAUCAUUAGGUUUUCGAUUGCCACCUCGCAAGGGAGUUGCAGAUUUCCUUCAAGAGGUGACCUCUAGAAAGGACCAAGCACAAUACUGGGCUGAUUCUUCCAAACCAUAUGUUUUCCUUCCUGUCUCCAAAAUUGCAGAAGUAUUUAGAAUGUCUAAAUAUGGAAGGUCCAUAGAUUCCUUUCUUUCUGUUGAAUAUGAUAAACUCAAGAAUCAUCCUUCUUCUCUGUCCAAGACGAAAUUUGCCGUAUCCAAGUGGGAACUUUUCUUGUCAUGCUUUUCACGAGAGCUGCUGCUGAUCAGUAGGCAUCGCUUCCUUUAUACUUUUAGAACAUGUCAGGUUGCAUUUGUAGGGUUUGUAACAUGCACGGUACUUUUGCGGACAAGAUUACAUCCCACGGAUGAGACAAAUGCCAACCUGUAUCUUUCCUGUCUGUUUUUCUCGCUAGUACAUAUGUUGUUCAAUGGAAUGUCUGAGCUUUCGCUGAUGAUAUUUCGACUUCCAGUUUUUUACAAGCAAAGAGAUAAUUUCUUUCAUCCUGCAUGGGCUUGGUCAAUUGCAAAUUGGAUUUUGCGGGUACCUUACUCGGUCAUUGAAGCCAUUGUAUGGUCUUGUGUUGUAUACUACUCUGUUGGUCUUGCUCCUGGUGCUGGAAGGUUUUUUGGGUAUAUGUUCUUACUCUUCAUGACGCACCAAAUGGCACUGGGUCUCUUCCGGAUGAUGGCUUCUCUUGCGCGUGACAUGAUUGUUGCCAAUACUUUUGGGUCAGCUUCAAUGCUAGUUAUAUUCUUGUUGGGCGGAUUUAUCAUUCCAAAAGCAAUGAUCAAGCCAUGGUGGGUUUGGGCAUUUUGGUUGUCACCAUUGUCCUACUGUCAACGUGCAAUUGCGGUUAAUGAAUUUAGUGCUCAAAGAUGGAUGAAGAGAUCUGCCUUUGGAAACACUACAAUUGGAUACAAUGUACUCCAAUCACAUGGUCUACCUAGUGAUAGUUUUUGGUACUGGCUUGGAGUUGGUGUUUUAUUAUGUUUUUCUGUGCUCUUCAAUAUCCUGGCUACUAUAGCCCUGACUUACCUCAAACCUAUCAAAAAAGCCCAGGCAGUGAUUAUGGAUGAUUUGAUGGAAGAGGGAGGUGCAGACAGUGGAAUCAACAAUUCUGGAUUGCAUCCAGUAACUGCUGUCAAGGAGGGGGCUAAACGGAAGGGAAUGAUUCUCCCUUUUCAACCCUUAACAAUGACAUUUCAUAAUGUCAAUUACUUCGUUGACAUGCCAAAGGAAAUGAGUUCACAAGGAAUACAGGAAAAGAAGUUGCAACUCUUGUCAAGUGUGAGUGGAGUAUUCUCACCAGGUGUUCUCACUGCAUUAGUUGGGUCAAGUGGAGCUGGUAAGACCACCUUGAUGGAUGUCCUUGCUGGUAGGAAGACUGGUGGAUACAUUGAAGGGGAUAUUAGGAUCUCAGGAUACCCAAAAGAGCAGCAUUCUUUUGCAAGGAUUUCUGGAUAUGUUGAACAAAAUGACAUACAUUCUCCUCAAGUAACAGUUUUGGAGUCUCUUUUGUUCUCUUCUUGUCUUCGACUUCCCAAAGAAGUGAACAAAGAAAAAAGACAUGGGUUUGUUGAAGAAGUGAUGAGAUUGGUGGAGCUUGACACUCUAAGGCAUGCUGUGGUGGGCCUUCCUGGUAGUAGUGGCUUAUCUACGGAGCAAAGGAAACGUUUGACAAUAGCAGUUGAACUUGUGGCAAAUCCAUCAAUAAUUUUUAUGGAUGAGCCUACAUCUGGACUUGACGCACGAGCUGCAGCAAUUGUUAUGAAAACUGUUCGUAAUACUGUUGAUAGUGGAAGGACAGUGGUUUGCACCAUACAUCAACCAAGUAUUGAUAUUUUUGAAGCAUUUGAUGAGUUACUACUAAUGAAACGAGGAGGGCGAGUAAUAUACGGUGGGAAGCUUGGCGUGAACUCACAGUCUAUGAUUAAUUAUUUCCAGGGAAUUCAUGGAAUCCCCCCUAUUGCUAAUGGUUACAAUCCAGCAACAUGGAUGCUUGAGAUCAGUACACCUGCAGCAGAGCAGAGAAUUGGUCAAGACUUUGCAGAGAUUUACAGAAACUCUCAACAGUUUAGGGAGGUUGAAGCUUCCAUUGAGCGUAUGAGUACUCCACCUCCUGACUCAGAGCCUUUGAAAUUUGAUUCCACCUAUUCUCAAGAUGCGGUUUCCCAAUUUAGAUAUUGCUUUUGGAAGCAAAACCUUGUUUAUUGGAGAAGUCCGUCUUACAAUGUUGUGAGAUUAUUCUUUACGACCUUGACUGGACUUAUAGUUGGCUCAGUGUUCUGGGAUAUUGGUUCAAAAAGGGACUCAGCUCAAAACUUAUAUGUCAUUCUUGGAGCUCUUUAUGCUUCAUGCUUGUUUGUUGGGGUCAGUAAUGCUUCAUCGGUACAACCAAUUGUUUCAAUCGAGAGAACUGUUUUCUACAGGGAGAGAGCAGCUGGAAUGUACUCCCCAUUUCCUUAUGCUGUAGCCCAGGGCCUUGUGGAGAUACCAUACAUUGCAGUGCAGACAAUGCUAUUUGGUAUAAUUACAUACUUCAUGAUAGACUUUGAAAGGACAGUUGGGAAAUUUUUCCUCUACACAUUGUUCAUGUUUCUCACUUUCACCUACUUCACCUUCUACGGCAUGAUGGUUGUUGGUCUGACACCUACCCAACACUUGGCUGCGGUCAUUUCUUCAGCAUUUUACUCGCUAUGGAAUCUCCUAUCAGGCUUUCUUGUUCCAAAACCAAGGAUUCCAGGAUGGUGGAUCUGGUUCUACUACAUUUGUCCAGUUUCAUGGACCUUACGAGGUGCCAUCACCUCUCAGCUUGGGGAUGUGGAAACGAUGAUUCAAGGACCUGGCUUCAAGGGAACCGUGAAAGAAUAUUUAGAGGUUAGUUUUGGCUAUGGCCCUGGCAUGAUUGGUGUUUCUGCGGCAGUGCUUAUCGGCUUUUGUAUCUUCUUUUUUAGUGUCUUUGCCAUUUCUGUAAAAGUUCUUAACUUUCAGAAAAGAUAAACGGAGAAACAAUCAGUAGUGCAUCGAAUUUACUUGGCCUCUCCAAAACAGAACAUUUCCUUAUCUGUUUCCUAGAUAUCGACCGAUUGUAAAUAUCUUUCAUGCAAGUUCUUCUGGGACAGUUUCCCCAAGCUGCUUUUCCCAGUUUAUUAGCUAGGAUUUUAC